AGUAAGAGCUGUUCAGCAGUGGAAUUUGCUACCAAGGAGUGUGGUGGAGUCUCCUUCUUUGGAGGUCUUUAAGCAGAGGCUUGACAGCCAUAUGUCAAGAAUGCUUUGAUGGUGUUUCCUGCUUGGCAGGGGGUUGGACUGGAUGGCCCUUGUGGCCUCUUCCAACUCUAUGAUUCUAUGAAAUCCUUGCUACAUUUAAAUAUACGUAUAAACAUCCAGAAUUUCUUGCAGCUGAGGUCAGCGGGGCUUUGCUCCCAGGGGGAUGAGGAUUGCAACCCUAAGAUGUAGAGAGCAUGUGUGGUUUUGGUGCAACUGGCAGCCUGAGCUGGUGAAGCUCCUGGAGCAGAGCAGCAAAUCAGAAGUUCAGCAAGACAUUGCACUACCUACGCCCGGGAAACCGAAAGUUAAAAGUUGUGCUUUGAGGAAGAAAGGCAGCCCUGCAUUCUGACGCUUCCAGGCAACUCCCCACCAGGGAGAGGAAACGGGGAGGAGGGUGUCUGGCCGAUCAGCUUCCGCCUCUCAGUUCCUCCUCCAGCGCCAAAACAUUCCAAGAGGGCUUGCAAACCAAGUUUGCAAAGGAAAAUCCAGCUCUUUUUUUUUGCAGCUCCGUGCCAGAUUCCCGGGGCUUCAGCUGCCACCAAGCCCAAUGGUGCUGCCUGGAUCCGAUCGGUGCCGAGUCCCAAAUAUACCAGGUUAGCAAAGGCUGAGCUAGGUGCAGCAGCGACACAGCCCAAGGCCUUUUCAGACGCUCCUAUUUGAAAUCAGGCCUUUUAUGCAGACCCCAUGAGGACUAGAAGCUUAUUUUGGUUUUAGGAAAGGGCUGUAGUUAAGCAGCAGAGCCUGCAAAUGAACCCACCCCCGGUAAAUCUGACAAGCCCCUGCCUGUCAGUUUAGCGGAGGGUUGCCAGUCUUUUUCGAGCUACUGGGCACAUUUGGAAAUGUUGGGUCCGGCGCGAACACCAGCCAAACUGCAUGCGGCAAGAAGGAAGGAGUGAGGCCAUAACCAAGGUUGCCAGCACAUGAGUCACCUUUAAGGUUUGCACAGAAGACAAAACACCAAACCAAAAAAAACCAGAGGGCAAAGAUGGUGGGCUGAUGACGUCUCCUAUUUCUCGAAAGUUUCGGUGAAGAUCUGAGUAAGAGGUGGUGGACAAAAUCUCACUGGGAAAAGGCUGAUGGCCUGCCGGCAUGGUGGAGAACCUCCCUCUGCUGCCACGCUUCCACCCCUCCAGGCCCCAAGAUGCUCUUCCAACUGGGGCGUUGGCCUCGCCAAACCGUUCGCCAAGACAGCAGAGGGCUGUACGGCACCUCCGAGCAUGGAGGGCAUCUUCAGGGUCUUGGCCACAAUCCCGGGAGAGAGACUGGUCCAGUACAAACACAAGCUGAGCUACAGCCGGCAAGGUGGGAAGAGUUGCAGGCUCCUACAGGCCAUGAUCCUCUUGACCCUGGGCAGAGAGACGGAGGCCAGACUGAGCCUGGAAGCGUUGGAGAAUUGUGCUGCCGUGGCAGACAUCUACAAGAACCACCAGCAGAGCUCUGCAGCCAGCAGGGCCGAUCCAGCCCCCUUAAACCAGGAUGCAGAAGUGGCGCUGGCUGUGGCCCGGAUCUAUUCGUUAUUAGUAGAGGAAAAGCUCUGUGGGCCCCUGGCCAGAGACGAGGCUUACCGUAUCGCCAUCAAGGCUUUCCUUGAGAGUGAUGUCCCAAGGUCUACUUUCGAGAGCCUCUUGAGCGAAGCUCAGCAGAAGUGCGGGCUGGAUUUCAUGCCUGCGGCGGCAAGCAACACCUUCAGCACUCCAAGAUGCGGUGUGGGGAGGCCUCCCUCUGGAGCAGCAAAGAGCUCGCCCAUGCCAGUUUUGCGUUCCUGGGCUCCCUCCGAAAUCCAGCCUCUGCGCUCCACGGGCAGCCCGGCUUCGCUGCUCAGCCACCUGGAGAUCAGCCAGUCUCCAACGUUGCCGUUCCUCACCCAUUCCAUUCAGCAUGGUGUCCCUGAGCCCAGCAAGCUGUGUGGCAGUGGCCCCGGCUCCCUGGUGCAGCAAGGAGAAGGGGGAGCCGCUGUUGAGUUUCCAGCCAAUUCUUGCUCUGGGAGACCAGCAGAGCCCGUUGUGCAAGACCAGGAGAAAACCAGGCAAACCAGCGAUUCCAGAGGCAACCAUUCUGGCUUGUCGGUUCAGCCUCCCCAUAAAAGUACGCAGCCGCUGGAAGAUGGAGAAAACAGGGAACCCCGAAGUCUGGUGGCCUCGGAACCGCAGGGUUGUGCAGGAGGUUCGUUCCAAAACUCACAAGCGCCACCCACACCUCUGCCUGGUUUAGCACUUUCUGCAACGUUUGUUCCAAGAACCGUGGAAGAUUCCUCUUCCCCGAAGCAGAGCUUGGAGACUGGGUCCUCUUCAAGCUCUGGCCCUCCUCCUCCUCGUUCAUCAGGACCCCCCUCGACAGAUCUGCCAGCUGAGGAGCAACCCUUCUUCACUUUCGUUGUGGUCCAUGCCCCCGAAGACGAGACAGUCGCCUGCCAGGUGAGGGAGCGGCUGGAGGCCCUGGGCGUUGCCGACGGGGCGACUGUCAGCGAGGACUUCCUGGUCCCUGGGCACUGCCAGCUCAGCUGCUUCCAGGAUGCCCUGGAUAACUCUGCCUUCACCCUCCUCCUCAUGACGGAGAACUUCAAGAGCCGCUUCUGCGCCUUCCAGGCAAACGUGGCCUUGAUGGACUCCUUCCAGCGCUUCUGCAAGACCAACUCGGUGGUGCCCUUCAUUGCCAAAGAGAGCCCCAUGAAGAGGCGAGAGAUGCCUUGCCUGCUUGCGGCGAUCGUGCCGCUGGAUGAGACCUCGCCCGUCUUUGCCAGGCGGGUCAAGAAAACGUUCUCCCCAGCGGUGAUCCGGGAGAAGAGGGCCCUGUGGGAUAUCUCAAGGCAGAUCCGGAACCAGGAGCGCUUGAAGGAGCAGCAGAGCGAUUACAGCCAGGCCCUGCAGCGCCUGUUGGCCCUCAGGGUCAGUUCGCAAGGUCCGAUGCCCUCGCAGAGGGGCUUUCUGGGGCUGCAAGCCCCACCUGACCAGGGCUCGCAGCCAUUUUUCUACUCUGAAAGGCCUCAACCUCAGCUGGGGCCUGAUCAACUCUCCCAUCCAUAUGUGUUCUCCCGGGGUUCCCCGGGGCUCAUGUCUGGGGCACCUCCAUCGCACCUCAUAAUCCAGAAUGCCCAAAUGGUCCAGAUCGGAGACUACAACCAGAUGCAGGUGGAGAAGGCAGGUGCGGCGGCAGCACUCAGCGCAGAAGAGGAAGAAGGUGGUUCGGACGGGAGAGAGAGACCUGGAGGCUGAAGCUCAAAGUGCCCGCACCUCUUUGUGGCGUUGUGAUCAGGGGCACGGCCACAUUUAGAAACUCUGUUCUGCUCCUCGUCGACCCAAAAUGGGCAUCAGAAGAUAUGGAGAGGCAGCAGGAAAAGGGAGCCCUCCUGGAAUGAGUUGGUUCGGUUUAACGAAGUUUGUCAAAUCACAUCGGAAAUGUCUGAACGACACCCAGAAGCAGUUUGCGUAACUCUCAGGGGAAGCAAAUGAGAAUCAAGUUCAUUUUGGAGCAGAACAAUUUCUCGCCGGUUGCCUGAUUUGAGUUGACUUUCUUGCCGCUUUUUGACAAUGAGCUACACCCGACGUGACUUGCGGCAAACAUUCAAAACAUCAGAAUGCUAAUACAGCCGUACCUCAGAAUUUGAAUGCCUUGCGACUUGAAUGUUUUGGCUCCCGAACGCCGCAAACAUGGAAGCGAGUGUUCCAGUUUGUGAACGUUCUUUGGAACCUGAACUUCCGACGCAGGUUCUGCGGGUUCCGAUUGGCUGCAGGAGUUUCCAAUCUGAAGCUGCACCUUGGUUUCUGAACGUUCCAGACAUUCGGAACGGAUUCCGUUUGACUUCCAAGGUACGACUGUAUAUGAAAUACAGAGCAUGUCAAAACUGACAGAAUACAAUUUAACAAACAGAAUGAGUUCAACAUUGCCAAAAACAAGAAAACAAAACACGCAGCAAUCUAGGUAUAAGUCCAUAUAAGCCAGUGUUUCUCAACCUUGUGUCCCCAGCUGUUGUUGGACCUAUAUCUCCCAUCACUCUUGACUGUCUUGCUAGUCCCUGGCUAGUCUUGCUAGCUAGGGAUGAUGGGAAUUGUAGUCCAGCAACAGCUGGGGACCCAAGGUGGAGAAACACUGAUAAGCAAAGCAAAAUUGAGAGUUAACUGACAAUAAAGAAUGGGUAUAGUUCAGGCAUCCCCAAACUGCGGCCCUCCAGAUGUUUUGUCCUACAACUCCCAUGAUCCCUAGCUAACAGGACCAGUGGUCAGGGAUGAUGGGAAUUGUAGUCCAAAACAUCUGGAGGGCCGAAGUUUGGGGAUGCCUGGUAUAGUUCAUCUCUAAGUUUAUUCUCUUACCUGUGCUUUUGACCUCUUAAGGACUUCAACCCUAAAGACCAUAAUAGUUGGGGGAAAAUAAAUUAAACUGUUCACAUUCCACUCUGUCUCUAUUCACUCCGCUGCUUUCUUAGGGCACUUUUGGCCUAAUCAAUUUGUUCCCUGGCUUCUAUUUGGACACGAUUUUAACCUGGAAUUUUCCUGCCCAUUUCCCCAGUUUUCCACAAUUUGCUGGUUCAGGCCACCCUGUCUCUCUGGAAGCUGCUCCACACAAAAACACUCCCAUCAAAAACAAAAACGGACAAAGGUAUCCACGUAAAGCUGACAGAAGUGCUUUGAAAGUGGAGCCAAUAUCCUUUUCGUAUUUUCUGAGGACAGGGAAACACAGGGUUUAGCAGGGUGAAAGUUUGGGACAGCAGCUGUUUGCAGCGAACAUUGUAUGGGCAAAGGGGGAAUUAAAAUAUGUGUGUUAAAGGAUCAAAGCAAUGGGUGCUACCACCCCCUAGGGUCGGUGGGAUGACCCAGGGGGCGCUAAUAGGUGAGGGGGGGAGCUGGGGACGCUGGAGGUUCAAAUGAAUAUCGGACUUCGAAAAGCUGGUAUCGCUGGAUCAAGUUCACGAGUCUCUCUGAAUUAAUUAAACUCAAUACUUUCAACUGGA
Molecule: messenger RNA, 5044 nt
Organism: Zootoca vivipara (common lizard)
Lineage: Eukaryota; Metazoa; Chordata; Lepidosauria; Squamata; Lacertidae
Source: RefSeq, a predicted model, not a curated record